This is a messenger RNA of Paramuricea clavata, 9232 nucleotides long. The record is from the annotation of a GenBank genome assembly. Lineage: Eukaryota; Metazoa; Cnidaria; Anthozoa; Malacalcyonacea; Plexauridae.
CCAUUUUGUUUAUUUUUGUAUUCUAUUUUUUUGAACUUUCUUGUGUUUUGGAGAAAUUUUGGCGUGAAAAUGCCGCCAAAAAAGAAAAAGUCAGGCGCCAAGAAGCUGGCAAAUAUGACAGAAGAAGAAAGGAUGAUUUACCUGGAACAGAAACGUCUCGCUGAAGAGGAGAUGCGGAAGAAAAAGGAAGAAAUGUUGACACAAUUUUUGAAAGUAUUUAUACCAUAUUGCUUUGAGUAUCUCUGUCAUCUUCCUAGUAGAUAUAAUACUAGUAAGAUAUUAGCAGGUUGUUUUAGAGUUUGCCUUUUGCAUUUCUGCCUGUAUGGAUGACAUGAAGAACAGUGGGAUUUUCAAAACAAUGAAAAGACUGAUGCCAAUGCCCAAUGGAACAUUCUGAUCACUGGAUCAUAUCUCAUGAUGUCUGCAGACUCUGCAUCAUGUUACUAUUGUGAUACUAUGCAGUGCAUUAUUCUGUUGAUAGAGAGAUUUAGAUUACGCUACAAGUAUGACCAUGAGAUUAAUUGGAUAUGCCAUGAUGUCAUCUACUUUCGCCAUCAUGUACUGACACCAUACAAAUCUCGUAGCCAUGAUCCAAAUUGACAACAGGAUUUUUUAAAAGUCUUGUAGUAAAAACUACUACAAGAUUAUGGUGUGAGCACUAGAUGUGUGCAAAUCUGAAACCAAUCCAAUUUCAGAACAAAAAUAUUCAUUUCGGAUUGGAUCGGAUUGAUAAAGUUGUUUCGUAGUCGGAUCGGACUUCGGUAUUUGAAAUAAAAUGAAUUAAUUAUCCAGAAUCAUGCACUUUGUCAGCUUCUUGACAUGUAUUUCUUGCUUUUAUAUUUAUUUGGUUAAAUAUUUCCACUUGAAUGAGAAGUGUAUUUUAUUAAAGGAUUCUCAGAUUGGAUCGGAAUUCUUUAUCAAAACUCGGAUCGAAUUAGACAAAAUUAAACAUUAGCCAAUUGUCAGAUUCUAAACGUCCAAUCCAAUCCAAUGCACACCUCUAGUAUGGAAUGGUUUAAGAGGACGACUAGCAUAUUUGUAAGUAUUUGCAAGCAACAAAUGUCGUAGUUGUCCCCAAAUCUAAAGCUUGCUAAUAUUGAGAGGGGGGGGGGGGCUUGCAUUCCCCAUGACUUACAACUGCUUGUCUACAUUUGUAGGAUAAAUUAGGAAAAGAAGAAAAGAAUGCAAAAUUUAAUCUUCACAAACUUCAAAAUCAAUGGAGAGUAAUUAUGAGAGAAAGUAUGUCACUGAGACAUCACAAGUGUUCAAAAUAUUAAUUAAACAAGGAUCUGCUUUCAUUGUCUGAGCCCAUAAAAAUCUGCAUGCUACCUAUUUUGGGGUGAACGGUUCAUCACUUGCCAUAGCUUUACACUGAGACAAUCAUGGAGCAACUGGGAAUGAGCAUUGGGGGGGGUGCUAAUAACUCUGCUCACAUGAGUCAUGAAACCUGCUCAACCCUUUAAGUGGCAAUGUGCCCAGAUGUACCCUACUUUAUUUUUUACUCUGUCUGAUGCCAGAUGAUUUUACUCAUCAGGGGAAGAGUGCUGCCACUCAAUGGGUUAAUUAACAUUCUUAGGUAAAGCUCAAGAUUUGAAGAAAGAUAUUGAGAUUCUAAGUCAGACAUUUGAAAGAAUCAUUGAUCGUAAAGAAGCGAUCAUCAAGUCGCUCGUUAAGGAUAUUGAGGAGGCAGAGGAACAAUACGAGAUGGCGUUAAGAAGUCAUCUGCAGAAUCAAGAUCAUUUAAUAGGUAUGGAUGUAGUUAGAUGGAUUUUCUGGGGGUAUGUAGGGGUACUAAAUAUUAAUAAGACCAAAAAUCUUAAAACUCCCUGGGGGCUUCACCUGCUUACUCCCAACCUUUCCCCCAGCUUGCUCAGCAGUGGCACUAUGUGCCCCUCAUUCAUCUCCCCCUUGAGCAAAAUCUGAAAAUCCGUCUAUGGUUAAAUAAGUGUAAACAAAUUUGUAGACAAACUGCAAAGAUAGUUCUUAUUGACAAGAUGAUCCUUCUGUUUAGCAUAAUUAUAUAGAUGGAAGAAUUGUGAGACAAACUGUCUUUACCUUGGCACAGAAUUGUGCCAAAUAUGAAUGAGAUAAAUUUUGUUGUUAGAUUUACAUCAGAACAGAUUGCAAAAGCUUUCAGAAGAAUUCAAAAAAGAACAGGAAAUAAUUAAACAAGAAUUUGAUAAAGAAAGGUCAGUUAAUUUACUCAAUUCUAUAUAAUAUUUGCAGCCAAAUACAAGAUUACCAUCUGACCACUGCUUCACCAUGGGCAGACCUGUUAGUUGGAUUGGACCAGCCAAUCUUAAGCCUAAGGUCAGGGGCGUAACCAGUCCCCAAACAUUAAGAGGUUACAUCUCCCCAACCAGUUUCUUCUCAGUUUUGAGUGGGGGGGAUGGUCAGACCCCUGUAUUCUGCCUGUGACUACACCUCUGCCUAUGGGAGGUGUAAAAGUUGCACUAGAUCCAGACCUCCCCAGUUUCCCCCAAUUACCGUGAAAUUCCCGCAUUUUUGUUUGCUUUCACGCAUCACGCAUGAAGUGACUUUCUUCCCGCAUUUUUAAAACUUAACUUGUCGAUGUUUCUUCCUGUGGGGCAAUUACUCCCAUUUCUUUUCAUUUGCACAAUGUCCAAUGCAUUCCUUUUGCCAACGCCAGUAAAAUGUGUGUCUCAAUCGCAUAUCAAAAAGAGAGAAAAAACUGGAAGACUCCUGAGCUGAGGAGCGCUAUUUUUUUCCGUUUGGGAAGGAGGAGCGAUGCUAACAUUUCAUAUUUUUAUAGCAUGAACACAUAAGGUUUGUGCUUCGAAAAAGGCGGAAAAAACCUCGGAAAGGCAAUUUUCUGGCGAUCUGGGGAACUCAAAUUUCAAAAUCCCCCCCUGCAUGGGCGCGCCAACCAUGGUGGCACCUUGUGCACACUAAACCUAAUGAAAUUACCUUCCGGCAUUAAAUUUUUCAAAACUUGACAGGUCUGUAAAUUGCUAGUCAGCUUAAGGUUGCUAGUUCAGCAGGGUUAGGUCCAGUCCAACUUUUAUGCCAACAGUAUACCAACACCAGACAAUAUUACUGUUGUCUCUGCAGACAAGAAAUAAUCUUGCAACAUAAACAAGAAAUAACAGACAUUCAAGACAUUGUUUUUGCAAUGGAACAAGAGAAUCAAGAGCAAGAUGGCGAGAUGAAACAGGAAUUUCAAAGUUAUAGAGAUGAAAUUAAAAAUAAAGUAGGUUUGUCUAAUGUUGUACUCCGAGGUACCUAGGAUUGAACGUCCUACCGUGAUGAUCUACCAUGACACCGCAAGUGCCGGUCUAAAGUAUGUAAUACAUAUUGUUACAAAGUUGAUCAAAUCUGUUUUUAUUCAGAACCUGGAAGAAAAGCAUACUCUUCGAAUACAACUGGAAGGAACGGUUGAGGACCUAUGGCGGCAAUUUCAACAGGUAACUCUAACACAACUUCUCACUCGCCAUUUUACCAGCCAAAAGUGCAUGAGAGUUGACAGUCACACAACCUUGGGGCUUGGUUAGCUGUUCUUAAUGCUUCGAUGUACCUUUCUUUAGGCUUUGAAAAACUACAAUGAAACGACGGAAGAACGAAAAAAUGCUUUUGAAAAUUUGAAACAAAGAGAUGAAAAAAGUGCGAAAGAAAUUGAAACACAGAUGAGAAAGCUACAAAGAAUACAGGUGAAGACACAAGUCUUUGAACACUCCUCAUGAACCCUGACAAGACUCUUGCUUCGUCCACUAUGCAGAGAAUUUAUCACGAUUACCAUUUCUGUAGCGAAAACUUACAUGUGAAUAUGAUCAUGGUUGUUAUAAGACCUGGUUAGGAAACCCGGCAAACUUCAAAGAAAUUACGCUAUAAACAAACAUGGAGGUUGAACAGUCAGUUUGACCCUGCACAUAUUGGUUUUAAUCAAUGAGAAUUGACCAAUCCCCCAAUUAACCAAAUUUUUGAACUCAACAAGUCUAGACAAAAAUUUUACCACAGCUUGAAAGAGCAUCACAAAAUUAGUAAUAUUCCGAAGUUUCGUUGCGAAAUGUUGUAACAUGCGGAUAAUAUAGCCUUGCGAAAUUUGCAAUUCAAUCAUUUUAGAUUACAAACUGGAAAUGGUUACCACUUCCGUGCGUAAUACAAAAUGACUGAAAAUUACAAACUUCGCAAGGCUAUAUUAUCCGCAUUUUACAACAUUUCGCAACGAAACUUUGGAAUAUUACUAAUUUCGUGAUGCUCUUUCAUGCUGUGAUUUUGUCUAGACUUGUUGAGUUCAAAAAUUUGGUUAAUUGGGGGAUUGGUCCAUUGACCAAACGAUGUAACACAAACAUUCUCCAUCGAAAAAUGGUGGUAAUUAUACUUCGUUAUUUGCACAAUAUGCCGUAAGAUAUAGCCCUGGUAGGCAAAACAAAUACUUGGUACCCAUUCCCUUUGCCAAGCUUUCUGGCUGACUAUUGUCAAACAAUAGAAAGACAAAGUAUUUUUUAACCGUGACCCUGCACAAGGUACACAUUCACCUAAAACAAAGGGUUUCCAAACCAUGUCAUAUAUGUUUGUGUGAUGUUACUCUGAGUGUAUAUCCACACCGGGCAGGCUUGAAAAAUAUGCCUGGCCACGGCGGGAUUCGAAACUACGACCUUUGGAAUACUAGCCCAAUGCUCUUCCAACUGAGCUACGCGGUCAGGUCGGUUCGAGUAUACGAUAUUUCGGAACAGAGUCUAGUUCCUUCGAUAUCAGUGUAAUCUAAUAAUCAUGAAAUCUGCUGUGUUGGUGUAAUGUACUCAGGUGAAUAAGAUGUUUGUGUGAUGUUACUCUGAGUGUAUAUCCACACCGGGCAGGCUUGAAAAAUAUGCCUGGCCACGGCAGGAUUCGAACCUACGACCUUUGGAAUACUAGCCCAAUGCUCUUCCAACUGAGUUACGCGGUCAGGUCGGUUCGAGUAUGCGAUAUUUCGGAAUUUUUCAAGCCUGCCCGGUGUGGAUAUACACUCAGAGUAACAUCACACAAACAUCUUAUUCACCUGAGUACAUUACACCAACACAGCAGAUUUCAUGUCAUAUAUAUUAACUAUGAUAUGAUCAAGUGUUACCUGAUUACUUACUUAGCCUAGACUAUUUUAUCUUUACAAUUGUAAUAUUACUUUCUUAAUUGUGUUUAUCCUAACCCACCCUGUCAACUUUCCCUGUGGGAGGAAACCAGAGCACUCGGAGAAAACCCACGACUUUCGCCAGAGCGUUGACUCACUCUUUUCAAAUGAGUCCGUAGCGAGAAUCGAACCCACGAUCUCAGAGGUGGAAGGAUCAGCCUGCUCUGACAACUGCGCCACCAAAUUCCAUUUAUCACUGCACAGAACUGCCUUGUUCUUAAACAUCUCUCUAUCUAGGAUACAAUUGCUCAGCUGAAAGUGAAGUUGUCCAACAAUGCUAGGGAAUGUGAUGAGAGAAACCGCGUUAUUAAGGAGGUAGAGAUUCUUUCAUCCAACUAUCUCGUUUUGCACUGAAUUCUCAAAUUGAAACCAGUAUUUUCAUUUUACUUGCAGCAAAGAGAAGUCAUUGCUGUAGAGUUUCAUCAACUCAAAGCAGAAAUGAACAAGUACAGAGAGUCUGAAAGGUAUUUUGAUUUUUGGUAAAACGUUCCUAAAAAUGUUCUAAUGUAAUGAAGAAUGUUCUAAUGUAAUAUCUUGUGUUCUAAUGCGAUGAAGAGUGUUCUAAUGUAAUGAAGAGUGUUCUAAUGUAAUGAAGAGUGUUCUAAUGUAAUGAAGAAUGUUCUAAUGUAAUGAAGAGUGUUCUAAUGUAAUGAAGAGUGUUCUAAUGUAAUGAAGAGUGUUCUAAUGUAAUGAAGAAUGUUCUAAUGUAAUGAAGAGUGUUCUAAUGUAAUGAAGAAUGUUCUAAUGUAAUGAAGAGUGUUCUAAUGUAAUGAAGAGUGUUCUAAUGUAAUGAAGAGUGUUCUAAUGUAAUGAAGAGUGUUCUAAUGUAAUGAAGAGUGUUCUAAUGUAAUGAAGAGUGUUCUAAUGUAAUGAAGAGUGUUCUAAUGUAAUGAAGAGUGUUCUAAUGUAAUGAAGAGUGUUCUAAUGUGAUGAAGAGUGUUCUAAUGUAAUGAAGAGUGUUCUAAUGUAAUGAAGAGUGUUCUAAUGUAGUGAAGAACUUCUGCCCAUCUGCUCUAACAAUGGUGAUCACACGUGACUUAAAUUGAGCUAAUUAUUAACAUGUAUUUAUUCUAUCAUUUUCAGAUAUGCACUUACUCAACUGACGUUACAAAGUAAUGCUGCGAUCAAAGAAUUGGAUCGCUUAAAGGGAAAGGUCAGUUUAACAUGGAUUCGUCAUAAAGAAUUAAGCACGUCUGAUUUCAUGGUUUGAAAUAAAUGACCAACGCUCACCUUCGGUUUCUGUACAUCACAGAGCGGAUAACAAACAAUGUCUUCUCUCUGGGUAGGACAGUAAGUUCAUCUCAUCAGCAAAGUCACAACGAAGGCAAUGAGUAGCAGACUCUCAAAGUGACAAAAUACUGUUUUUUUUCAAUGUAGGGAGCAAAAAUUUUCCGUCUUGGUGAAAUGUGUCGAAAGCUGGAAACUGAGCAAGAGAAAGUUCUGCCAUUUUAUUCUUCAUCUUUGACGGAAGAAGAGGACGAACAAGCCAAGACAGCUGAACUUGAAGAACCCACAGAAAGUCUUGCCAAGGUACACCAGCAGCUGUUUUAUGGGAGAGAGGGAGGUAGGAAGGAGUAAGGGAUAGAGAGGGGAUGGGAGAGGUGGAGAAAGGUAGGGAUGAAGAAAUGGACUGGGGAGAGUGGAAGAAGAAUGAGGGGUGAAAGAGAGAUGGGAAGGGAGGGAAAGGCGAGGGGUGGAAGGAAGAGGGGUGGAGAAGGGAGGGGUGGAGAGAAAGGGAGGUAAGGAAUGGACCGAGGGAGAGGUGGAUGAAGGCAGAGAUGGAGCAGAGGGGGGAUGAGGAAGGAAGAGAAAUGGAGGUGAAGGAAGGAAUGGAAGAAAGGAAAGAAUGGAAGGAAAGAAAUGGAGUAAUAUAUAAGUUGAAUUUUUCUCAAUUUUUAGGUUCUUCACGAGUACACAUCGUUAGAAAACUUUUGGAAACGAUACAACAAGGUUGUCCUUGACAAGCUUACCUUGGAUAAAGAAAAACGCGAUUUACUUCAAGAAAACACGCAGCUUCGCGCUGUGCUCAAGCAAUAUUUAGAUGGUAAACUACAGCACAUUGCUCUAUACUUUCCUGAGAUAACCUGGUGGAAACCUUGCUUUAUUUUUUUACAUUAAUACUGGGGUUUUUCUUUCGCAGGUAUUUCCGUCAAUGAUGAAAUACUCACCCAACAGAAUCCACUAUUUGUUGUCAACAACAAAACUAAUGUCAAGUAAGUAAACCUGUCGUCAUGUUGUUUAGCUUGUGAUUUGUGAUGAGAACUUGAAUCGACAGGAUUUUGUAUCGGAUAUACAGACUCCUUCACGAUCAUGAUUUUUUCAUUGUGUUUUUUAAAAAUAAUUAUUAAUGUUCAGGCCUGGAUUACACUAUCAAAGUUUCUGUGAUCACAGUAGGAAUUUUGCAUCGGUAAAUUCUACGUUUUGAAGGAUUAGCAAAAAAUGUUUGUCAAUGGACCAUUUGCAUUAUAGACUAAAUUUUGAUCUAGACAAAAAUUUCAUCACAGCUUGAAAGAGCAUCACAAAAUUAGUAAUAUUCCAAAGUUUCGUUGCGAAAUGUUGUAGAAUGCGGAUAAUAUAGCCAUGCGAAGUUUGCCGUUUUUCAGUCAUUUUGUAUUACGCACGGGAAAUUGACAGCCCAAUCGGGUGUUGGGGCAUCAAUUUCCCGUUUGUACUACAAAAUGACUGAAAAUUGCAAUUUCGCAAGGCUAUAUUAUCCGCAUUUUACAACAUUUCGCAACUAAACUUUGGAAUAUUACUACUUUUGUGAUGCUCUUUCAAGCUGUGAUGAAAUUUUUGACUAUAGAUCAAAAUUUAGUCUAUAAUGCAAAUGGUCCAUUAUUCAAACAUUUCUUACAAAUCCUUCAAAACUUAGAAUUUACCGAUGCAAAAUUCAGGGCAGGAAAAAAGAAUUCUCUUCCUGGGAGCAGAACCUGGAGACAAAAAUUUCCUGCAGACCAACGGAGUAUUUUUGUGCUAAAUCUGCAUGUGCAUAAACAUAUAGUGUUCUAGCUGACCAUGGUUUGAAAUUCAAGGAAUAUUGUCUGCCAACCAUAUGUUGUUGCGCCCAUAGCGGGACAUGGGUGUUAAGGUUUGUUUACCAUUUACAUGGAAAUUCCGGUGAUUCCAUACGGAAAGUAAAUGGAACAAGCAUAUUUCGACGGCCCAACCGGAAGUUUUCAGGAAUAAACGGUUUGUUUGAAAAGGUUGUCCUCUCUUACCGAUUGGAACGUUUCAACCGGUAAAUUUUGUGCCAUUUACAUCUUUUAUUUUUUCACCAGUUCCAGGCUCUUCGCGAUUUAAUUCAGACCGAAUGGGUUUUCCAUGUAAAUGGUGAACACAAUCCUUCAGUGCCUUCCGGUCAGUCACUCUAAAUGGAAAGCGCAUAAUACGAAUGGGAUUUUCUAUCCGAAAUUUUGCUUGCCAUUAGCACAAUUUCAAACCGGAUGGGUUUUCCAUGUAAAUGGUAAACCAAGGUUUCCUUCAAAUUUUCAGUAGCAAAUCUUCAUUCAAAGGCAUUUCCUGCGAGCAGUGCUCACGUGCUCGCCCAUUUUUUCGGUUAUCGUUCCAUGUUUCGCGCACCAAUAUAAUUUAGGGUUAGGUAUUAGGGUUAGGUUUAAGGUUAGGGUGUGUAUAUACGUGUAUGGAGCAGUGGUAUAGAGGUAUCCAGUUAACUUUUCAGUACACUAUAUAAUAUCCAUUACAUAACGUUUACUAUAUUGGUGCGCGAAACAUGGAACGAUUACCAUUUUUUCCACCCCUGGCAAAAUUCCUACUGUGAUCACAGGAACUUCGAUAGUGUAAACCAGGCAAUAAAAAUGGUUAAAUUCUUUCAGAUUCACGGUACCAGUAAACGACGCAAGAGUCCGACGAGCUGUUCCAGCGACGGUAGUGGAAGCAGCGCAUAUCGUGAAACAUACUAUUUGAAAUGUGUUUCAUCAAGACUGCGGGACUAUCUGACAAGCUGAGUCAGAAAUUGCAAUAUGUAUAUAUUUGUAUAAUAAGAGUAAAUUAUUACCUACUUCUGUUGUGUUUGGCUGUUACUAUUAUUUCAUCCAUCUGACGGAGCAUCAGUCUUUAUUGGGGCGCUUUCCAUUAACACGGUCAGAC